Molecule: messenger RNA, 2360 nt
Organism: Saccharomyces paradoxus
Lineage: Eukaryota; Fungi; Ascomycota; Saccharomycetes; Saccharomycetales; Saccharomycetaceae
Source: the annotation of a RefSeq genome assembly
GUGCGCCAUUUUGCUUAAUUUAUCACUGUAUUGAAGUGUUAAUUGAUAAACAUAUCUCUGUUUAUUCAAUAAAUGAAAACUUUACCGUAUCAUUUUGGUUCUGAUUCUUAGUAGUAACAUACAUAGAAUUUAGAUACGUAAACCAUAUGGCUUACUCAGUUGGGGCCAACUCAACGGGGACAAUAGCAUGCCAUAAAAGCGCUGGAGUAAAACAGCCAGUGCAAGGUAAGAACUGUUCGAUGGCUAGGUUAACGAACUCCUUACAAGAAUGUUUAGGGUUCUCAUUAACUCCUUCCCACUCGGGGAUUGUGGUUCAUGCUUGUGUAUUGGAAGAAGAGGUACACGAGUUAACCAAAUAUGAAUCAUUAACUUUAAGUAAAAGUUGACAUUCGGAGAGCUGUACGAGUUCAAAUGGUAAAUUAAGAAAUAUGGGAUUGUCCGAAAGGGGAAACUCUGGGGAUAACGGAGUCUUCAUAGUACCCAAAUUUAAUUUAAAUAAAGUGAGAUAUUUUAGUACUUUAUCUAGAUUAAAUGUAAGGAAGGAAGACAGUUUAACGUAUUUAACAAAGAUAAAUACUACGGAUUUUUCCGAGUUAAAUAAAUUAAUAGAAAAUAAUUAUAAUAAUCCUGAAAACAUUAAUACUAGAAUUUUAAAAUUAAUGUCAGAUAUUAGAUUGUUAUUAAUUGCUUAUAAUAAAAUUAAAAGUAAGAAAGGUAACAUAUCUAAAGGUUCUAAUAAUAUUACCUUAGAUGGAAUUAAUAUUUCAUAUUUAAAUAAAUUAUCUAAAGAUAUUAAUACUAAUAUGUUUAAAUUUUCUCCUGUUAGAAGAGUUGAAAUUCCUAAAACAUCUGGAGGAUUUAGACCUUUAAGUGUUGGUAAUCCUAGAGAAAAAAUUGUACAAGAAAGUAUGAGAAUAAUUUUAGAAAUUAUUUAUAAUAAUAGUUUUUCUAAUUAUUCACAUGGGUUUAGACCAAACUUAUCUUGUUUAACAGCUAUUAUUCAUUGUAAAAAUUAUAUGCAACACUGUAAUUGAUUUAUUAAGGUAGACUUAAAUAAAUGUUUUGAUACAAUUCCACAUAAUAUGUUAAUUAAUGUAUUAAAUGAGAGAAUCAAAGAUAAAGGUUUCAUUGAUUUAUUAUAUAAAUUAUUAAGAGCUGGAUAUGUUGAUAAACAUAAUAAUUAUCAUCAUACAACUUUAGGAAUUCUUCAAGGUAGUGUUGUCAGUCCUAUUUUAUGUAAUAUUUUCUUAGAUAAAUUAGAUAAAUAUUUAGAAAAUAAGUUUGAGAAUGAAUUCAAUAUUGGAUCUAUGUCUAAUAGAAGUAGAAAUCCAAUUUAUAAUGAUUUAUCAUCUAAAAUUAGAAGAUGUAAAUUAUUAUCUGAUAAAUUAAAAUUGAUUAGAUUAAGAGACCAUUACCAAAGAAAUUUGGGAUCUGAUAAAAGCUUUAAAAGAGCUUAUUUUGUUAGAUAUGCUGAUGAUAUUAUCAUUGGUGUAAUGGGUUCUCAUGAUGAUUGUAAAAAUAUUUUAAACGAUAUAAAUAAUUUCUUAACAGAAAAUUUAGGUAUGUCUAUUAAUAUAGAUAAAUCCAUUAUUAAACAUUCUAAAGAAGGAGUUAGUUUUUUAGGGUAUGAUGUAAAAGUUACACCUUGAGAAAUAAGACCUUAUAGAAUGAUUAAAAAAGGUGAUAAAUUUAUUAGGGUUAGACAUCAUACUAGUUUAGUUGUUAAUGCCCCUAUCAGAAGUAUUGUAAUAAAAUUAAAUAAAAAUGGUUAUUGUUCUCCUGGAAUAGUUGGAAAACCCAUAGGGGUUGGAAGAUUAAUUCAUGAAGAAAUGAAAACCAUUUUAAUGCAUUAUUUAGCUGUUGGUAGAGGUAUUAUAAAUUAUUAUAGAUUAGCUACCAAUUUUACUACAUUAAGAGGUAGAAUUACAUACAUUUUAUUUUAUUCAUGUUGUUUAACGUUAGCAAGAAAAUUUAAAUUAAAUACUGUUAAGAAAGUUAUUUUAAAAUUCGGUAAAGUAUUGACCGAUCCUAAUUCAAAAGUAAGUUUUGGUAUUGAUGAUUUUAAAAUUAGACAUAAAAUAAAUAAAACUGAUUCUAAUUAUACUCCUGAUGAAAUUUUAGAUAGAUUUAAAUAUAUGUUACCUAGAUCUUUAUCAUUAUUUAGUGGUAUUUGUCAAGUUUGUGGUUCUAAACAAAAUUUAGAAGUACAUCAUGUGAAAAUAUUAAAUAAUGCUGCCAAUAAAAUCAAAAAUGAUUAUUUAUUAGGUAGAAUGAUUAAGAUAAAUAGAAAACAAAUUACUAUCUGUAAAACAUGUCAUUAUAAAAUUCAUCAAGGUAAAUAUAAUGGUCCAGGUUUAUAA